Messenger RNA from Rosa rugosa (rugosa rose), 989 nucleotides. Its product is annotated as plasmodesmata-located protein 2-like. Gene Ontology annotation, cellular component: plasmodesma. The coding region runs from base 46 to 939 and encodes 297 amino acids. NCBI's taxonomy places the organism in Eukaryota, Viridiplantae, Streptophyta, Magnoliopsida, Rosales, Rosaceae. The record is from RefSeq and is a predicted model, not a curated record. The transcript is spliced from 2 exons. Gene Ontology annotation, biological process: plasmodesmata-mediated intercellular transport; transport of virus in multicellular host.
CUUAUAUCAUGCAUUGUCUUCAGACCCCAACAAAAUCAACCCCAAAUGGAUUCAACCUCGAAACCAUUCUCUCAUGUAGUGUUUCUCUGUUUCGCAGCCCUGUUUCUCUCGUCUGUGAUAUCAAUCUCCGAUCACAGUUCAUUAGUGUACAAAAACUGUGCAAACCAAACAUUCACAACCACAACUCCUACUAGUCCUCACACACAAACCCUCAGAUCUCUUUUCCAACGACUGACCGCCCACUCAAACCAGUCCAAGUUCUUCAAACACACCGAAUCAACAGACGGCGAUGAGAUCUCCGGUGUAUACCAAUGCCGGGGAGACAUCACUAACCAAGAGUGUCACAGCUGCGUGAGCACGCUUCCGGAUAUCUCCAACACGAUGUGCAGAGAGUCCGUGGCGGCUAGGGUUCAGCUCCACGGGUGCUACAUGCACUACAAGCUCGAGGGGACCGACACUGACGACUCCAGCAAGGAAAGUUUGCUGCACAAGAGUUGUGGCGAGGGUGGUGGAUCCAUCAAUGGGGGUUCGGGCGGGUUCGAGGAGAUGAUGAGAGCAGCGUUUGGGGUUUUGGAGAAUGGUGUGGUGAGUGGUGAAGGGUUUUUCAAGACGAGGUAUGAGUUAGUGGACGUGAUGGCUCAGUGUGAAGGAGGGUUGGGGGGUUGUGAAUGUGGGGAGUGUGUGAGUAGUGGGGUGCAGAUUGCUGAGGAAGAGUGUGGUGGUUCGGUUUCCGGUGAGAUUUAUUUGGCGGAGUGCUUCUUGAGCUUUGCUUAUCAUCCAGAUGAUGAGUCACACCCCGGCCCAGAUGAAGAACAGAAGGACAAGAAAGAUAGCAACGGGAAAACGUUAGCAAUUGUUGUGGGAGGGGCAGCAGCUUUGUUUUUUGGGCUCAUCUUUUUGUUGUUCCUCAAAUCUUGGGGAAAGAAAGAUGAAUACUAGGUUAACUAUAUUGAUUUGUAACAUGUAUAAUAUAUACGGGUUCCACAGUA